ACAUUAAUGAUCUGAACAAUACUAAUGUUCCACAAGUGGUUAGAAUCAAUUAUUGAAGUUGAUGCUUCUUUCUUGGUUGAAAAUAUCUUCUCAGCACAGUGAUUUUCACAGGUCCAACUACCAGUAUUUACAGGAAUUCAACGAAGGAGAUAGUUAGGAAGUCCCUUCCUAACCUGCAAGUGUAAACUGCAAUAUAGCCUCGCCUGAUUCAAGUUCUUUACCCAACACAGACAGAGAGAGCUGCGACAGAAGAAGUAAAGAAUCUGAUCAUGAGCGGGGAGCAGGAGAAGGAGUGCCAAGCAAAACGGCUGAAUAUAGAUGAAAAGGUUCUGGAGAAACUAGACCAGCUAAUUGGUGUGGCCAAAAAAGCUGAAGUUAACGAUAAAGAAAUCUUCAAGAAGGCGCUGGAUGACCUCGUUAAUGUCAACUCACUCUUCACGAUAGCUGUGUUCGUGGGGUUAUCCGUGGCUUCUCGCAACCAGUAUAGCCUUGAAAAUCGACGAGAAUGUGACGCGGGUCCAGAGGUGGCAAAGAGACUUGUUGUCUUUGAAGUUAUAUCUUUUGCUUGCUUCCUCUUAUCUAGCCUGAUAGCCAAAUCACUCAAGGUUUUUCUCAACCUUUUUCGCCCUCAUAAAUUCGAAGGACACAGGUUUUUUGGAUGGGCCAGGGGCGUUGCCUUCUUAUCCUCAGUGAUGGCGUCAACUACUGGGAUUGUGCUCUUGACACUUUCAAUGGCCGAUGUUGUACAGAUAAAGGUGGGGAAGCUGUCCUGUGGGAGCUAUUAUUCUGUCACUGCAGUGGCUACGCUCUCUGUGAUUGUGUUUAUUGGGGUGCUUAUUUAUUUGCCAUCAAUGUUGUUCACUAUAUAUUAUAUCAUGUUCCGGUUCCCAAAUCAGGUUAGCUCAAAUGAUAAGGGAUCUCAGAGUUGGGUGUAAGAGUUUCCAGUGUGAAAAAAAAAAGUUGCUGUCCAGUAUUUUUAAUCUCGAAGCGCAACGAAAACCUGUAAAAGGGUGGUGUUUAUUUUA
Messenger RNA from Populus trichocarpa (black cottonwood), 1025 nucleotides. RefSeq lists its product as uncharacterized. The record is from RefSeq and is a predicted model, not a curated record. NCBI's taxonomy places the organism in Eukaryota, Viridiplantae, Streptophyta, Magnoliopsida, Malpighiales, Salicaceae. The transcript is spliced from 2 exons. Bases 270 to 935 code for a protein of 221 amino acids.